CUGCAAAUUGUGAAUAUUAAUGUGAAGCCGUACUUUCGCGAUGGUGAAUGUUAUGAAAGGAAUUCUGGUCGAAUGCGAUGAAGCUAUGAAGCAGUUUCUGUUACAUUUAGAUGAUACCUUUGCCUUGGGAAGAAAGUUUAUUAUUCAAGAUUUGGAUGAGAAGCAUUUGUUUAUUUCUGCCGAUAUAUUAGACAUCUUACAAACAAAAGUGGAUGAUUUAAUGGAUCAAAUAUCAUUUCCAUUGACAGAAAAAGGACUAUAAUUACAGA
Ceratosolen solmsi marchali is the source of this 269-nucleotide messenger RNA. RefSeq names its product transcription factor B5 (gene Tfb5). Gene Ontology annotation, biological process: nucleotide-excision repair; transcription initiation at RNA polymerase II promoter; nucleotide-excision repair, preincision complex assembly. NCBI's taxonomy places the organism in Eukaryota, Metazoa, Arthropoda, Insecta, Hymenoptera, Agaonidae. The transcript has 2 exons. The record is from RefSeq and is a predicted model, not a curated record. Gene Ontology annotation, cellular component: transcription factor TFIIH holo complex; transcription factor TFIIH core complex. Bases 41 to 262 code for a protein of 73 amino acids.